AUGUCUCCCACCGAGCGGUUUUGCGAAAUUUUAUUCGACGAAAUUUCUAUUAAAAAAGAUCUCGUUUAUAAUAAAAGUAGAGAUAUUAUUGACGGUUUCGUGGAUAUUGGCGACGGUAAUCGCGACCUCAAUGUCGCCGACAAAUGUUGUUUUUUCAUGGUGAAAGCCAUCGCGGCGGAUUGGAAAUAUGUCCUUUCCUAUUAUAUGGUUAAAGGCGGUAUGUCGGCUUCAAAUCUUUUAGAAUCCUUAACGGAAAAUAUUAAAACGGUUGAAGGCCUCGGCUUAAGCGUCAAAGCCAUCGUCUGCGAUCAAGGCCCAACCAACGUUCGUCUUUUUAAACUUUUAAAUGUCUCCGCGGAAAAUCCGUUCUUUAUUUUCAAUUCAAAUAAAAUUCACUGUCUUUACGACUAUUGCCACUUAAUUAAAUCGGUUCGGAAUAACUUAUUAAAGCACGAUUUGAAAACUGUCGAUGGCAUCGCGAGCGGUAAAGUCAUUCGUCAAUUAUAUUCGGUAGAUAAAGCGAAUGUAAACUUCAAGGUAUGUCCUAAGCUUACAGCUUCGCAUAUUUACCCCAAUAAUUUUGAAAAAAUGAGCGUAUCCCGAGCGACGCAGCUAUUGAGUAAUUCGGUAGCUGCAGGCAUUGAUAUGGCGCAGAAACAAGGGUUGCUAGGGUCUGAUGAAUACACCCUCAAAUGUGCCAAGCCGACUCAGUUGUUUGUAAAGCGCAUGAAUGAUUUGUUCGAUGAGCUCGAUUGUAAGAGAUUAAAUAAUAAAAACCCAUUGAAGGGUCCAAUUUGGCGCGAUUCUGUAGACAAGCUUAACAGGCUUAAGGACCACAUUAAAUUCAUUUCGUCGAUUAAACUUCCCAAUAAUAUAAAUUCCUUGUGUUUUGCUGGUUUUAUUUUAACCAUUAAUUCUAUGAUUAAUUUAAGUCAAGAUAUCUUUGAAAAUUGCAAAGAUUUAAAUUUUAUAUUGUUGGGAAAAUUGAAUCAAGAUGCCCUUGAGAACUUUUUUUAUAGAAUCCGCGCAACUCAGGGCAUUAAUACGCAUCCAUCGGGCCAUGAAAUUCAGUACAUUGUUGCUCGCUUAAUUUCUAUGAAAAUUUUGAGACGGAAAUUCGAUAAAAAAGGUACAAACUGCGAAGAUGAUGAAGAUUUGAACCUGGAUUGGAAUAUUGCUGAUGAAGAUUCCUUGAAAGACAAUUUAGGACCUUCAGAGCAACUUGCGAUGGAUGUCGAUAUUCCAGAAGAGCAAUUUUCUUGGGAUAUUGACAUUCCUGAAGAGCACUUUGCUCUCGCGGAAGGGGCAUCAGCAGAAAUCCAGGUGCAAAGGUACUACGCAGGUUAUACCAUUUACCAAAAAUUAUUGUCAAAGUCGCAAUGUAAAACUUGUAUUGACGCGAUGGUGAAAACUCCAGGCGAACUGAAAGACUAUUCCGAAGCCUUGAUCCGAGCUAAGAAUUAUAAAGAAUGUCCUGAUGUGAGACUAAUUAAUCCAACUGAGUGGGUAUUUGAAAUAUUGCGCAUGCAGAUGGCAUGGUAUAAGCAUUUAUUUCAGAAAUAUGCUCAUUCAGUUGGAAUUCAUGAACAAAUUGUUAACGCGCUUAUUAAAAAAAACAAAUGA
Messenger RNA from Rhagoletis pomonella (apple maggot), 1623 nucleotides. RefSeq lists its product as uncharacterized. Lineage: Eukaryota; Metazoa; Arthropoda; Insecta; Diptera; Tephritidae. Bases 1 to 1623 code for a protein of 540 amino acids. The transcript has a single exon. The record is from RefSeq and is a predicted model, not a curated record.